CAGGAUAAAGAGAGUGAUUUAGCACUAAUCUGAUUAACACUCUGAGAAAUGUUCCCUCCAUUAGAGUCGCACUCAUGAUGAGCCUCGCAACGCUUUCACAGGUUUCAUCAACGUCAGAUUAGCCAGUAUGAAUUUUAACACGUUAUUGUGACGUCACACAGCAGCGAGAUGAAGACCAGGCCGACGGGUGACGCCAGCAAUGCGGACUGGAUGGGUUCCCUGUGUCCUUCACUCACCGCCAUGCCGCUCAAGUACCUCGCCGUGCCUGGCUCUCACGACUCGUUUAGCUUCUGGGUGGAUGAACAGGCUCCGGUCGGUCCCGAUCAGAAGGCGUUCGUCAAGCACCUAGCUUCAGUGUUCCGUCUGCUGGCCAAAAAAGUGAUGAAGAAAUGGUCCAUGACUCAGAAUCUGACCUUCAGGGAGCAGCUGGAAGGCGGCAUUCGCUACUUUGACCUCCGAGUCUCAUCUAAACCCGGAGAAACAGACCACGAGGUCUACUUCAUCCACGGCCUGUUUGGGCUCAGAGUGCGAGACGGACUCCAUGAUAUCAAUGCCUUCCUGAACGCUCACCGCAAAGAGGUCAUCUUCCUGGACUUCAACCAUCACUACGCCAUGGACGACAAGCACCAUCGCUAUCUCAUUAACAUGCUCAAGGAGGUUUUUGGAUCGAAGUUGUGCAAGAUCAACGUGGUGGAGGACAUCACGCUGGACUACCUGUGGGAGAAGAAGUACCAGGUCCUGGUGUUUUAUCAUCACCCGUCUGCUGAGAGCUGCCCGCUGAUGUGGCCUGGCAGUAAAAUCCCAGCGCCGUGGGCCAACACCACCGACACCACCAAACUCAUCCAGUUCCUGGAGACCACGCUGGGAGAGAGGGCCAAGUACGGCAGCUUCCACGUGUCCCAAGCCAUCCUCACUCCCCGCAUCAAGACCAUCAUCAAAGGCCUGGUCCAGGGGCUGCGCAACUACCUCGUCGAGAAGAACUUGCCGGUCAUCAUGGCAUGGGUGGAGGCGCAGAAACCAGGCGUGAGUGGUGUGAACAUCAUCACAUCAGACUUCGUAGAGCUGGUGGACUUCGCCAACACCGUCAUCAGACUCAACGACCUCCUCCUCCCACCAGACCAGUCAGUCACGUGACCUCUACAGCGCCCCGAGGACAUCACAACCAAAGUCACAAGACCACCAUGGAGUUUAGAAAUCACAUGACCAUCAUCAUCAUCAUCAUCAUCAUCAUCAUCAUCAUCCCCGACCUGCUGUUACCUUCAAAAUUAUUGGCACCCUUCAUUAGAAUGAGUGAAUGUAAAUAAGAUUAAUAUUAUUGAAACAUUUUUUUCUAAACUGGACCAUUUUAUUUAUUUUAAUGUUUUCAAAAUCAUCAGUAUGCUAAAUUUCUGCUGAUAAAAAAGAUUGUGAAUUUCUGAAAACAUGUGUUCAGUUGCAGCCCCACAGACAGAGGCCCGGGUUGGGCAAAGCCCUAGGAUGAAAAAAGGCCCUAUGUUGAGCAGAAGCCCUCUGCUGGGCACAACAUGCGUUUAAUCAUGUUGAGCUGAAGCCCUUGGUUGCUCAAAGCCUCACGUUGCACAGAAACCCCUGGCUGCGCAGAAGCCUACUGCUAAUCAAAGCCCUAUUUUGGGCAGAAGCCCCAUGUUGGGCAAAGCCUGUGGAUGGGCAAAGCCUGUGGAUGGGCAAAGGGGUCACUUCAUUUGUUUUUAAUAAUUUUAUGUUAAAAUGUCUGAAAGGGUGCCAAUAAUUUUGGAGUUGAUGGUAUAAAAUAGAUAUUAUUAUUAUUAUUAUUAUUAUUAUUAUUAUUAUUAUUAUUAUUAUUAUUAUUUAUUAAAUGUUUUUUUUUUCCAUUUUAACACUCAGAGUUAAUAAACUUAACGAGGUAAAACUAGGAAUGUUUCCUUGCACGCUCUAAUUCACACACAUAUUCAAAGAAUUUGCAUUUAGUUGUAAUUUUCAUUCCAUUUUUAGUCUCUGUGAGUAAACGUCUGCUCUCGGAUCGUGGAAAGUCGGGAAUGUUGGUGUAAAAGAUGGGUAUAGUUCUGUGGUUGGCGUCUCGAGCGUAUUUCUGCUGUAAUGUUGGGUUUCAGCUGAACACACACUCUCUCUAUCUCAGCAUCUCCGUCUAUUUCCUCUCCUUCCUCUCCGCCAGGCUGAUGGUUUGCACUUCAGGGCUCAGGUCAGGAACAAGCUCUCAAGUCUGAUCAGCUUUUAAAUAAAUUUCUUUCUGCUGGAAAUAAAGCACUUGUCUUGUCUGAGGAGCACAAAAAGACAAGGAAGGUGACAAAUUCAUAAUUAUGCCGAUUGCUUGAUUGUUUCUGCGGCCAUUUUGGGAUAUUUGCUGCAUAUUUGUUUAAGAGGUUUGCUUUAGCCAGAAGCCACAGUGACCACGAGAAGCCGUUUGUGCCAGACACAUCCUGACAAUGAUCAGUUUCUCCUUUUAGACUCUUCUCUUCUGAAGCUCUAUGUUUAGACGUUCGCUCCCUGUAUAAAGCAACAUACACACAUGAGGGUGGCUCAGAUUAGCGACUAACCUCGCUCUGUAACUGUCUGAUGUUUGUGCAGUCAAACGUAUGAUCCAGGGAACAGAGUUGGCCAUAAAAAGAGCUUAUUUAUGGUUUGUGCUUCAUCAGAAAUGCUUCUUAAAAUGAUCCAAAAGGAGCUUCUGAGUCUGGAAUGUUCCACAGAAGAGUAGGAAGAGCUUCCAUACGUUCCAUCAAACAAGUGUCCCAUAAAGGAUUUGCUGUUCAAGUUUUAUUUUAAUCCAGAUUAUUUUGCACCAUUUAAAACAUUGAAAUUAAAACCAUAACUACAUGCCAAUCUUAACAAGUAAUAUAGUUACACAGUAAUAUAGUUACACAGUAAUAUA
Molecule: messenger RNA, 2869 nt
Organism: Pangasianodon hypophthalmus (striped catfish)
Lineage: Eukaryota; Metazoa; Chordata; Actinopteri; Siluriformes; Pangasiidae
Gene: plcxd2
Product: phosphatidylinositol-specific phospholipase C, X domain containing 2
Exons: 4
Coding region: 169-1134 (321 amino acids)
Biological process (GO): lipid metabolic process
Molecular function (GO): phosphoric diester hydrolase activity
Source: RefSeq, a predicted model, not a curated record